AUGGAAGUCGACACGGAGUUAUCGUCCGACGCCCUAGUUCGCCGAAAACGGCCAUAUGGGGGCCUCACUAUUUUUAACUCCGAUUCUGACACGGAGACGGAGACGAGAAUGGCUGCGAAAAGCAAGCCUGCUAUUCGCGGCAAAACUGCCAAAGGUCGUGGCAGUGGCCUCGCUCGGGCUAAGGCUGAGCUGAAGGCUAAGACCAAUGAGGCUAGAGAGGAGGCCUUCGAACGAUCGCUUCGUAGUCGAGCGUUUCGAAAGGAACCUCCUCAGACUGUUUUGGACUCCGAGGAAUCUUCCUCCUCGGAUGUCCACGCCGAGGAUCCUACGAAAAUGGGCGCGGAGGAACUUCGUGCACAGGCGGGCCGAAGCGCAGCCCUCAUUUUAGAGGUGGCACAAAAGUCCUCCAACCUAAAAGGAGGAUUUGGCAAAAAACUGCGGGAGUCGGCGGCUGCACUACAGGCCAUUGUAGAUGCCUUAGCGUCUCGGACAGAAGCCGAGGAAACUCGAAAGCUCCGCGCUGAUAAUGGACGCCUGCGCAAAGAGGUGGACAGCCUUAAGGCUGAGGUGAAGGCUCACCGCCGCGAGUUCGCGGAGAUGCGGACCAAGGUCGCUGUGGUAAAUGAGGCGUCCACCAGCUCCGCACAAGAUGCUCUCACGGUGGAUAAUUUAAAGGCCUCCAUUAUGUCAUCGAUAGGCGUAAUGCUCAACGCCCGAUUUGCCGAAUUAGAGGAGCGCCUCCCUCCUGCAAAAAUACAGCGCCCUGCAUUAGCUGCAGAUAAGAGGCGGGAAUCAGCGCAGCAAAUUACUGUGACCCACGCGCAGGCAGUUCAUUCGGCUCCACCGCCGAAGUCCGCAACUAUGCGGGUGCCACCAGCUGCUCCACCGGCACCCAUCGCUGGCCCUUCAAGCGUCCCGAUCGCGCCGGAGAUGAUUCCGCCACAGAUGGCCCAGGAGAUGUCCUGGUCCACUGUGGUUAAAAAAGGAAAGAAGGGGAAACAGGCUUCCCCUCCAGUUGGUCCAGCUGGAACAAAGACCACGGUGUUUAAGGCACCUCAAGCGGUUAAGCCAAAGCUGACUGCUCCUCGUACAGCUGCAGUGGUGGUUACGCUGCAGCCGGAAGCGGAGCAGAAAGGUGUCACAUAUGCCCAGGUCUUGGAACGCGCUGAGCAAGGCAUAAAAUUGCAGGAACUCGGGAUCAAUGGCGGGUUAAAAGUCCGACGCUCGGCGACGGGGGCCAGAGUGCUGGAGCUGCCGAGAGCACAGUCGAGCCAAGUAGAAAAACUAGCCGACAAACUCCGCACAGUGUUGGAUGGGGUGGCCAACGUCGUCCAUCCCAUACGGAAAGUGGACAUAAAGUUGACGGGGCUAGACGACUCCGUCACCAAAGAUAAGAUCAUCGCGGCAGUCGCUCGCGAGGGUAACUGUCCCACUGAAGUGAUAAGGUGUGGAGAAAUUGCACGUGCGCACAGUUACAUGGGUAUGGUCCGCGUGACAUGCCCAAUAGUUGCGGCGAAGAAACUAUCUGACGCCGGUCGGCUCUUGGUUGGGUGGAGCUCGGCCAGGGUUUACGUGCUGGAGCAGCGCCCUCUGCGUUGCUACAAAUGCAUGGGCCUUGGCCAUACCAGGAUGCUAUGCCCAUUUAGUGCGGAUCGAGGGAGCCUUUGCUUCCGGUGCGGCGCUGAUGGUCACAAAUCGGCUGAAUGCACCGGGAAGCUGUGCUGUGCGGUGUGCACAGACGCUGGCAAGCCUUCCGGACACAUGAUGGGGUCAAAGGAAUGUAAUCCCCCAAACACGAAAGGUAAGGUGGCCUUAGGCACCCAGUCCACCACCAACGUCGGACAGCGCCCAGCAGAGGAGGAAGCUGCAAUGUCAACAUGA
Molecule: messenger RNA, 1881 nt
Organism: Vanessa atalanta (red admiral)
Lineage: Eukaryota; Metazoa; Arthropoda; Insecta; Lepidoptera; Nymphalidae
Exons: 1
Coding region: 1-1881 (626 amino acids)
Molecular function (GO): zinc ion binding; nucleic acid binding
Source: RefSeq, a predicted model, not a curated record